CAGCCCAUUUCGUUGGUGGCCAAUUAGGCUGAGGCUCUGUGACAGGCGACUCAACUGUCUCUUUCACUCUCUCCCUCCUUCUCUCCUGGGGCUCCCUAGCCUCUUUAUUUUCACAGGGAACAGCUGAAAUGUCGAAAAGCAAGGGUAAAGGUGAAUUGCCGGUCCACAAGGUGAUCAUGGUUGGGCCUGGAGGCGUAGGAAAAUCUGCUCUGACUUUGCAAUUCAUGUACUCAGAGUUUGUUGAGAACUAUGAGCCAACAAAAGCAGACAAUUAUCGCAAGAAAGCGACAGUCUCCGGGCAAGAAUGCCAGAUAGACAUACUUGAUACUGCUGGGCAAGAAGACUAUGCUGUCAUACGUGACAAUUACUUCAGAACCGGAGAGGGCUUCAUCUGCGUUUUCUCUGUCACAGAGCGAGAGACUUUUGAGGGCAUGAAGGACUUUCGGGAGCAAAUCCUCAGAGUCAAAGUUGACGAUAAAGUCCCAAUGAUACUCGUUGGUAACAAGAUCGAUCUCCAAGAUCAAAGGGUAGUGAGCUUUGAUGAAGCAAAAGCCCUCGCACAUUCGUGGGGCGUUCCUUACGAAGAAACAUCAGCCAAGACGAAGCUAAACGUCGAAAAGGUUUAUUACGAUUUAGUUCUUGUCAUAAAGGAAAAGAAAGACUCUGUCAACGGGGCGAAUCAAAAGAAGAAAAAGAAGAAGUCAAAGUGUGUUAUCUUGUAGGACAAUUCUUUCCAGCAUCCUCCCGCCACCUCUCUCUCUCUCUUUCCUUCUUGCUAACUCGCUCUCAUCAUCUUACUAUUAAUAGCUGUUAAUCAAUAGACUAUGAAGCCAGUAAUUAUUAUUAUUAGUAAUUUUAUUAGCUUAUUCAGUGGAUGUUCUCUACUUUAGUUUAAUUAUGUAAAUGUGUUUAUGUUCCAACUGUUGUGUGUGUAUUUUGUUAUAAUAUGAGUGUAUCUGGCAAGCAUGGAGAUUUAUAGUGUGCUAUUUCAAUUAUUCAUGUAAUAAAUUACUCAUCAUGUUCUUAAACUGUAA
Messenger RNA from Amphimedon queenslandica, 1034 nucleotides. Its product is annotated as ras-related protein O-RAL-like. The coding region runs from base 129 to 722 and encodes 197 amino acids. NCBI's taxonomy places the organism in Eukaryota, Metazoa, Porifera, Demospongiae, Haplosclerida, Niphatidae. The transcript has 2 exons. The record is from RefSeq and is a predicted model, not a curated record. Gene Ontology annotation, molecular function: GTPase activity; GTP binding. Gene Ontology annotation, biological process: signal transduction. Gene Ontology annotation, cellular component: membrane.